This is a messenger RNA of Acanthoscelides obtectus, 1590 nucleotides long. Lineage: Eukaryota; Metazoa; Arthropoda; Insecta; Coleoptera; Chrysomelidae. The record is from the annotation of a GenBank genome assembly.
UCUGACUCUUAUUACGUGUCAAACACUUGUCAAAUACUUGCUACCGUUUUAUCUUUUUACUUUUACAUCAGCAUAUUCAUAUAAUCGAACGAUUCAUCACAUAAAAUGUCCCUCAUUAUUUAGGAGAAAAUUAUAGCUCAUACUGAACAUGGGAGAAAAGCAUGGAUACCUACCAUUUCCAAAAUCGUUCAAAACCAUAUGCAUCCACCAUACAAAAGAACCAAAAAGAGAAACUUGUAAAGAGACCAUGGCGCCAAUAGUUACUUCUAAUAUAUGCAGGUUGGAGAGUGCUGGAGGCCCUUCUCAAGUAAUAAAAGGACGACUUUUAAACCCAACGAGAAGCGUUUUAGAAAACCUUAUAGCCAAACUGUGUAAAACAAAAUACGCACUAACUUACGCAAGUGGAAUAGGAGCUAUUGCGGCUGUAUUUAGCCUUCUGAAGAGUGGAGAUCACCUACUCUGCAAUGAUGAUAUUUACGGAGGAACUUCGAAAACUCUUAUCCAAGUGUGCCCUAAUUUUGGCAUAUGCACGUCUUUUAUCGAUCUGACUGAUCUCAAAUCUAUCCCAGAAUACAUAAGACCCAAUACAAAGUUAAUCUGGACAGAGAAUCCAACGAACCCCACGUUAGAAGUAAUGGAUCUGUGUGGACUCAGCAAAGUAGCUCAUGAACACAAGCUGAUGUUAGCUGUAGAUAACACCUUUCUCUCGCCAUAUUUACAACGACCUGCAGAGCUUGGUGUUGAUUUGGUAGUUAAUUCGGUAACUAAGUACAUGAAUGGCCACAGCGAUGUCAUCAUGGGAGUUGUCUGUACCAGCAGAGAUAAUCUGUAUGAACGGUUGAAGUUUAUACAACAACGACACUUUAAUCAUGGUUCAAGUACAGUUUAAAUCGAAGUCGUUAGCAGACAGUGAAGAGGUUAAAUUAUCAUGGGCUUGUUUCAGGAUAGAGAUAGUUCCCUAAUUGCACAAACGCGUUCCAAAUACGUUCCAGCUACGACCCCGGUAGGUCGCCUAUAGUCGCAAGACGUUUCAGGAACCAAUUUUAUCGCAAAAAAGUCGAUUUUGGACACAUUCCAGCACCAUUUGACUGUUACCAAGUUAUUAGGAGUUUGAAAACACUACCUAUACGUAUGAUGAGACACAUGUCCAGUGGAAUAAAAUUAGCACAAUACUUGGAAAAUCAUCCAAAAAUAGAGAAAGUACUCAACCCAGCUCUGCCUUCACAUCCUCAACAUGACCUCUUUAAAUCUCAAGCAUGUGGUCAUAGUGGUAUGCUAGCAGUAUAUCUCAAAGGCACCGAUUUAGACACUACCCAUAAAUUAAUUGACAGCUUGAAGCUUUUUGUGCAUGCUGUCAGUUUGGGAGGAUAUGAGAGUUUAGUUCAAAUGCCAACACUACUGAGUCAUAGAGAUACACCUGAUAAAUUGAAGAAAAUUUCAGGCAUAACGGACAAUUUAAUAAGAGUAACAACAGGAUUAGAAAACAUAGAUGACUUGAUUGCAGAUUGGGAACAAGCACUUGACAAAAUAUAAAACAUUGUUUUUAUUGAAAUAUAAGUAGCAAUAUAAUAUAAUCAGCCACCCCACUUA